Messenger RNA from Xyrauchen texanus (razorback sucker), 2938 nucleotides. Its product is annotated as dystrophin-related protein 2-like. Gene Ontology annotation, molecular function: protein binding; zinc ion binding. Gene Ontology annotation, biological process: synaptic signaling. The coding region runs from base 341 to 2938 and encodes 865 amino acids. Lineage: Eukaryota; Metazoa; Chordata; Actinopteri; Cypriniformes; Catostomidae. The record is from RefSeq and is a predicted model, not a curated record. The transcript has 22 exons. Gene Ontology annotation, cellular component: plasma membrane.
UUGGUGUGACGUGGAAUGCGAGGGACAAUAGUGUCUUUGAUCGCAGGCCUUCUGCAACAUUUGAGAACUCCUUCCAAAGCAAAAACAGCAGACAGACUCUGCAAGGCCAACUCACCCACUGUGGAGCAAAGAGGAGAGAAUCUUUAUGUAUAUAUAAGGUCCCACCAAUCGCAUGCUGGUGUCAGGAGAAGAGCUUCUGGGGUGGUUUUUACUCUGAGCUGCAGGGCGGCCCUCGUGGCCGGGAUGCCACUGUGUACCCUGCCAGUUGCCAGUGGAUCCUGAGGGGCAGGAGCUGCCUACCCAGUGCAGGGGGCGGAAGAACAAGCACCCUGACAACAACAUGAACCUCUGCUGGAACGAGAUCAAACGCAAGUCACACAACAUCAGGGUACGGCUGGAGGUCUUUUCAGACAACAGCGGGAAGCUCCAGCUGUCCCUGCAGGAGAUCAUUGAAUGGCUGACAGCUAAAGACGAGGAGUUGUCCGAUCAGCUGCCUAUCGGUGGUGAUGUCGGAGCAGUGCAGAACCAGCGGGAGUUCAACCAGGCUUUCGUGGAGGAUGUCAAAUCCAGAGGGCCAUACAUCUACUCCGUGUUGGAGUCUGCUCAGACCUUCCUGGCACAACACCCUUUCCAGGAGCCCGAGGAGACGUUGCCUGAUGGCAAAGAGGUUUCUCCUCGGAGGCGAAUGAUGAAUGUUAGUCGCUCCGUGUGGAAGCAGGCCAAUGUUGCCAGUGACCUGUGGGAGAAACUGACGGCACGCUGCGUGGACAGACACCGUCACAUGGAGCGAACCCUGGAGAGGCUGCUGCAGAUCCAGGCCGCCAUGGAGCAGAUGGCUGCGGCUCAAGAGCAGGCAGAAGGAGUGAGGGACGCCUGGGAGCCUGUGGGAGACCUGUUCAUUGAUUCUCUGCAAGACCAUAUAGACGCUACUAAGCUAUUUAAGGAAGAGCUGGCCCAGGUAAAGGAAGGAAUGAAACACAUAAAUGACUUGGCUCACCAGUUGGCCAUAUCUGAUGUGCACUUGUCCAUGGACAACGCCAGAGCCCUGGAGCACCUCAACAACAGAUGGAAACUUCUCCAGGGGUCCAUUGAAGAGCGUCUGAGGCAAUUACAGGAUGCCCACAGAGAUUUCGGCCCUGGAUCACAGCACUUCCUUUCCAGCUCUGUGCAGAUUCCUUGGGAACGUGCCAUAUCCCCCAACAAAGUGCCAUACUACAUUAACCACCAGGCCCAGACAACCUGCUGGGACCAUCCAAAGAUGACUGAAUUAUACCAAGCUUUGGCGGAUCUGAACAACAUCAAGUUCUCGGCAUACCGAACGGCCAUGAAGCUGCGGCACAUGCAGAAAGCUUUAAGAUUGGACCUGCUAAAGUUGAGUAGCGUAGUGGAUGUCUUUCAAGAACAGGAACUGCAGCACGCAGAACGUGUGAUGGAUGUAGUGGAGGUCAUCCACGCUCUCACCUCUCUGUACGAGAGACUAGAGGAGGAGAGGUCCGUCCUAAUCAACAUACCCCUCUGUGUCGACAUGUGUCUCAACUGGCUACUCAACGUUUACGACAGUGGUCGUAGUGGUAAGAUACGGGUGCUCUCCUUCAAGACGGGCCUGGUGAUUCUAUGCAACGCAGACAUCCAGGAAAAGUAUAAAUACCUUUUCCGACAUGUGUGUGGUCCAGGUGGACUGACAGAUCAGAAACAUCUCAGUCUGCUGUUGCAUGAGGCCAUUCAGAUCCCUCGGCAGCUGGGGGAGGUGGCAGCAUUCGGAGGGAGCAACGUGGAGCCCAGCGUCCGCAGUUGCUUUCGGAUGGCUCCUGGUAAGUCAGCCAUCGAGGUGUCUCACUUCCUAGAGUGGAUGAGUCUAGAGCCUCAGUCAGUGGUGUGGCUUCCUGUUCUGCACCGGGUCACUGUUGCCGAGACAGCCAAUCAUCAGGCCCGCUGUUACAUCUGUAAGCAGUGCCCUAUUAAGGGUUUCAGAUACCGAAGUCUGAAACAGUUCAAUGUGGACAUCUGCCAGACAUGCUUUCUCACUGGCCGGACAACCAAGGGCAAGAAACUACACUACCCCAUCAUGGAGUAUUACACCCCGACAACCUCAGGCGAGAAGAUGCGAGACUUUGCUAAGACAUUGAAAAACAAGUUUCGCUCUAAGCAGUAUUUCAGUAAACACCCUCAGAGGGGCUACCUGCCCGUCCAAUCAGUGCUGGAGGUGGAGAGCUCUGAGACGCCCUGCUCAUCUCCCAGGCUGCCUCACGCAGACACACACAGCCGGAUCGAGCACUUUGCCAGCAGGUUGGCAGAAAUGGAAAACCAGAGCUGCUCCUUUUUCACUGACAAUCUCUCUCCAGAUGAAAGUUUGGAUGAAGAUCAGUACCUCCUACGUCACUCCAGCCCCAACCUCGAGCAAGACUCGUCCCACGGCCACCUGCUUGCCCACCUGGACUGCCAGGACAGAGAGGAGCUGCAGUGCACUCUAAACCGCUUGGAGAAUGAGAACAGGGUGCUGCAGGGCGAGUAUCGGCGGUUGAAGUGGAGGCAUGAAGAGGCAGCAGCAUCCCCCCACCUGCUGGAAUCAGGACCAGAUUCACCAGCCGGCCAGCAGGACGAGGAGCUCCUGGCCGAAGCUCGAGUCCUUCGCCAGCACAAGACCCGUCUAGAGACACGCAUGCAGAUUCUGGAGGACCAUAACAAACAACUGGAGUCACAGCUACACAGACUCAGAGAACUACUGCUGCAGCCAAAAGAUGACUCAGAUGCCAAUGGCUCAGCUCCUUCCUCCUUGUCCUCACCUGUGUCAGGAGGUGGCCACCAGGGGGAGCUUCCUAGCAGAGAGACAAUAGAAGCUGUAGGUGAUGAUUUUGACCAUGAGCAGGACACUGUGCUGCAGCUGCAGCAGGUAAUCGAGCAGUUGAGGAACGUCUUCCCGUCUGAGCAAGGUCCAUGA